Molecule: messenger RNA, 318 nt
Organism: Parnassius apollo (apollo)
Lineage: Eukaryota; Metazoa; Arthropoda; Insecta; Lepidoptera; Papilionidae
Source: the annotation of a GenBank genome assembly
AUGGAUACAAAGAAGCCAAUAAUGAAGAAAGAACAGCAACAAUAUUUAUUAAACUUCUUGAUGAGGAAUCCGGAAACGGUUAACGGAAAUUCUCAGUUGCCGGCUACCAAAAGAUUGUGGACUGAACUGACAGAAGCCCUCAAUGGAAUGCGAGGUGUUCGUAUGACACAGAAAGAUUGGUUAGAGACAUACAAGUUAUUAGCACACAGGGCGAAGGCUAAGGUGCGCACACAGCGUGCAUCUAUUCAAAGGACUGGAGGUGGUCCUCCAGCAGAUAUCUGCUUGACAGAACUGGAGAAAAAAACAAUAAAUAUAUAG